AUGUUAAAUUUAUUGUAAAUAAACUAGCAAUUCUAAACAAAAUUAUAAUCCCCAUAUAAAAAAUAGAAAAUAGAAUAGAUCGUUCAAAAGCUCAAGGAUGAAACUAUCAUUAUUGAAAAUAUAAAUGUUACUUAAUUAUUAACUUGCUUAAACCAAUUAUAGUUAAUAUUAAGCUUAUAAACGUAUAUUUUAUUAAUAUUGGUAGCAAUCAGUUUUUAAAGCUCAUUAUAAGAACAGGAAGUGUAAUAAAAUUUGAUAGUAAUAUUUCAGUUUUUCAAGAGAUUCUUGAAAAUAAUUGUGAAAAAGAAAUUUUUUUAGAAAAGCUUUAAUAUUUAGAAAAUUUAGAUGUUAAAAUUUUAAGUAGUGGCAAUAAAUAACUUUAAUUGAAUCCAAAUUUUAGUAUAAUUGAAAAAUUAACAGCACCAUAUCAUACUCCGAAUCUGGAUGAAUUAUUAGCACAAUUUCUAAAAAGUUAAGAUAUAUAAAUUUAAUUGUUUAUUAAAUUAUAUUGCAUCAUUAGCAUAUUAUAAAGUUAGUUUAAUUAAAUAAUAAUAAACCAAAUUAAUUUGUCAGUAGAAAAUUAAGAUAAAGAUGAACCAAUAAAAAAUAGAGUUUUUAUGACAAAUUUAUAAUAAAUAUUUUAAACAUAAAAGUAAGAAAAAGUUUAAAUGGAAGUAAAACCUAUUAAUUAUUAAUAUUAAUAUAACAAAUUACUAAUAUAUUAAUAAGCAGAAAAUAAUUUAAUAACAAAAGCAUUUGAUCUUUUAGAUAAUACUAUGUAUCCAAAAAGAAAAAGAAGUUUCGAAAAAGAUAAAGAAUCUGCUUAUUAAAAUUUUUCUUAGAAAAAUCAAUUUGAAAUGUCUAUGGAUAUUUUUAGAGUAGAUCCUUAUAUGUCAUACUAGACAUUAUUUUCACAAGUAGCACCACCUUAAUAAUCACCAGUAUUAACUCAUGUAUCGACAUUUCCAAAACCUAAUAGUUUGUGUUUAUCUCCUACAAAUUCAGAUAGUUAUAGUUUUACCUCACAAAAGAAUAAGGGACUUAAUUAUUAAUUUAAUUAAGUUUACUAACAUUUAAUUGAUUAAAAUUAAUAUGCAUAAAUCAGUUAAUAAAACAUUGAUGCUUAAAUUAGAUAAAGAAAAAUGCUAAUAAAUUAAUAAUAAAAUUAAAGAGUAUCAAGAAGCAAAUCAAAUUCAACUGUGAUAAUGCCUGAUAUUUUUAAGUAAAUUUGUUUAGAUAGUGGUAAAAGUGAUGAAAAAAAUGAUGAAAAAUAAAAAUAGAAGGUUACAAAGAAAACUUUAAACAUUAAUUAGAAUCAAAAAAAAAAUAUGUAAAAUAAAUAAUUAAUAAAUAAAUGA
This is a messenger RNA of Paramecium sonneborni, 1358 nucleotides long. The record is from the annotation of a GenBank genome assembly. NCBI's taxonomy places the organism in Eukaryota, Ciliophora, Oligohymenophorea, Peniculida, Parameciidae.